AUGCCACACGGGCGGAGAUUGGGAUUAGUACGUACACUGAUGGAGAUACGUCCUCCUUUAGUUUGGACAGAGGCUGGUGACAGGCCUUGCUACGCAGAACAACUGUUUUCUGUUCUCAACUGUGGUACAUUUCGUUUUCCGUUGCCCACAGACACACAGUCUGCUACUUUCUUGGUCUCCUUGCGUAGCCUUAUUUCACGGCCUACUCACCGUUGUUUAAUACAUAAGCCUCCGGCCGUGGUUAAGGCGAAUAAAGGCCUCGAACCACUCCCCUCUGUCGGGGUCUUUCUGGCCUCCCAACGGUCCUGGCUUUAG
This is a messenger RNA of Protopolystoma xenopodis, 315 nucleotides long. Lineage: Eukaryota; Metazoa; Platyhelminthes; Monogenea; Polystomatidea; Polystomatidae. The record is from the annotation of a GenBank genome assembly.